Ctenopharyngodon idella (grass carp) is the source of this 1926-nucleotide messenger RNA. Its product is annotated as transcription factor 21. The coding region runs from base 829 to 1455 and encodes 208 amino acids. Gene Ontology annotation, biological process: developmental process; regulation of transcription by RNA polymerase II. Gene Ontology annotation, molecular function: DNA-binding transcription factor activity, RNA polymerase II-specific; protein dimerization activity; RNA polymerase II transcription regulatory region sequence-specific DNA binding. The transcript is spliced from 2 exons. The record is from RefSeq and is a predicted model, not a curated record. NCBI's taxonomy places the organism in Eukaryota, Metazoa, Chordata, Actinopteri, Cypriniformes, Xenocyprididae.
UUAAACGUCAGGUUAAUAUUUUACUAAAGUAAACCGGUCCGAGCGGCGGAAGGAAUUUAAAAAAGGGGUGAAAAAAACGUACUUUUGAUAUUUUAAUAAAUUUAUUUCUGAACAUAUAUGAAUUUACACAAUCGAUGUUUACAGGUCAGUUUUAUUUGCUCCAGUGAAAUGUUGUAGACAAUUGGUCGCGAAAACACUGUAAAAUUGUCAAGAUUCUUGUUCAGUUUGUCCUAUUUAUCUCGUAUUUUUAUGUAGCCUUUGACAAAUUUAUUUAAACAUGAUUGGCGAAAAAUUAGAGAGUAGCCUACAUCUGCUGCAAUAUUCUUUUGCAAUAUAGAUAGAUGUAUACAUCUGUGAAUAUAAUAAAAAAAAACUUAUAGGCUACAAGCGAAGGAUUAUAUUCUUGAUAUGAAGUAAGAUAAGGCUAAGACAGGUGUUUUGGCCACCCAUGUUCCAGACGACUAAACCAACAAUUCAAUCACAUGACGCAAAUACUUCAGAACGUCCAGUUGGUGCAGUAAAUAUUAGUCCACUGCUUAAACCGAAUGGGAAACAGCUUAAGAUAACUUUAUGAUUGGACACGUGCUCUGAGCAUCCACCGAUGCCGUGAAGUGCUUUUGAAAUGGCAGAGUCAUUAGGAGGAGGCACGCGUCCUAAUGAGCUCCUUUUCAAACCUGUUGAAUAGAGACAAGCACCCUGCGGCGAGACCUGGAGCUAUUUAAUGGCCAUUACGCACAGGGCUAGCCAGUUUACGCACGGUAGUUAGAGCUCUCCUCUAACCACAUACGCGCUUGUUUUAGUGACACCUGAAAAGAAAAAGGAGGCAAAAUGGAAGACAUAUUUUUUGAUUUUGAUCAAGAUGCUGCCACAGAUUUUGCCUUCUGGGGCCAAAUGGACCCCAACUUCCAGUUCCAGUCUCAGCUGGACACGCUGCUCCUUGACUGCAGCGCAAUGACAGGUCAGCUGUCCCCCUGGUCCUCUUUCGGGUGCCAGUCCGUGUUCCCAGAGGCUCAGCUGACCUUCACGGACUUAGACUCGCAGUCUCCGCAGCUGGAGGUCGGUGCUGAAGUGGACAGCUCCUUAGUGGACGAACCCCAUGAGAUCGGCAAGUGCAGACAGCAGCACCAGCGGCGCUUGACGUCCCAUCAUCCAUACAAGGUGCAGCGCCACGCCGCCAACAUCCGGGAGAGGAAGAGGAUGCUCAGCAUCAAUUCUGCAUUUGAGGAGCUGCGCUGCCACGUGCCCACGUUCCCCUACGAGAAACGGCUCUCCAAAAUAGACACAUUAAAACUGGCCAUUGCUUACAUCGCCCUGCUCAGAGAAAUCCUCAUGUCAGGCUGUGACCCCAAGUCAUAUGUGGAUGAAUGCAUGAAGAACGGCUAUAAGAAUCAGACCAAUGCCAUCUGGAACACAAGUGAUCUGACAGCUCGGCUCUCUUGGAUAAAGUGGGAUUAACUGCAAUGUGGGCUGGGAAGAGAGAUGCCACGUCUCCCUCCUUUCUCACGCUCCUCUUCAAAGGUGGCAUGGCACGACGACACCACGACAUCUGCAGACUUCUCACCAUGUUACACCUCCUGGCACUCAGGACACUUUUUAUAUUCUAAUUUGUUGUGGGUUACAAUCAGGCCCCCUUUUGCUCAUCCAGACAUGCGUUGUUUGUUGUAAAUGAGGCCUUAUUAGGACAAAGCUGUGGCACUUGUCCUUGUAUGCAAGAUAAGAGAAUGGCAAAUUGACGAAAGUUCAUUUUUUUUCUCCAUGUGCUUCGCUGUUGAAAGCAAAUUUUAAAGGGUUUGGCCUGGCAAUGUGCCUGACAACCACAUUCAGAUUUUAGAGAAGUGACAUUUUGUACCUUGAAAUAAUUUUGGGCAAAACCCAAGUAGUUUAUCACAACAAUAUUUAUUUGUUAAUUUAUCAUUUUUAUUUAUU